This is a messenger RNA of Boeremia exigua, 255 nucleotides long. RefSeq names its product cytochrome b5-like heme/steroid binding domain-containing protein. The coding region runs from base 1 to 255 and encodes 84 amino acids. Gene Ontology annotation, molecular function: heme binding. Gene Ontology annotation, cellular component: intracellular membrane-bounded organelle; membrane. The transcript has 2 exons. The record is from RefSeq and is a predicted model, not a curated record. NCBI's taxonomy places the organism in Eukaryota, Fungi, Ascomycota, Dothideomycetes, Pleosporales, Didymellaceae.
AUGUCCGAGCAAUUCACAACGAAGCAAGUCGCCGAGCACAGCACAGUCGAAAAGGGACUCUACAUCAUCGUGGACCAGGAUGUAUACAAGCUGGACAGCUUCGUAGAUGAGCACCCUGGUGGAGCAAAGAUCCUGAAGAGAGUGGGAGGCAAGGAUGCAAGCAAGCAGUUCUGGAAGUACCAUAACGAGGGUGUUCUCAAGAAGUACGGGGCGAAGUUGAAGGUUGGCACAGUCAAGGAGGAGGCUAAGCUGUGA